Molecule: messenger RNA, 351 nt
Organism: Pollicipes pollicipes
Lineage: Eukaryota; Metazoa; Arthropoda; Thecostraca; Pollicipedomorpha; Pollicipedidae
Product: leucine-rich repeat-containing protein 51-like
Exons: 2
Coding region: 1-351 (116 amino acids)
Source: RefSeq, a predicted model, not a curated record
AUGACCGACGCUAGGCUAUGGCUGGAGAACCGGCGCAUGUCGGUGAACCCGUUCGAGUGGCUCGAGCCACUGCGCGUGCUCUACUUUCACGCCAACCAGCUGGCCAGCUUGCAGGAGGUGGCCAAGCUGACGAUGCUGCCGUACCUGCGAGCGCUGACGCUGCACGGCAACCCGCUGGAGGAGGGCACGCCGCGCUACCGGACGCGCGUGCUGCUACUGCUUGCCUGGGCUUCGCUCGGCUCGGACUUCAGCGCCGUCACGCGCCGGGACCGCGCAAUCGCCCAGUUUAACAUGCUGCCCAAGCCGCGGCCGCGCAGAAUUAAGGACGACGACGAUGACGCGGCCGUCUGA